Messenger RNA from Quercus robur (English oak), 3009 nucleotides. RefSeq names its product ankyrin repeat protein SKIP35-like. Lineage: Eukaryota; Viridiplantae; Streptophyta; Magnoliopsida; Fagales; Fagaceae. The transcript has 3 exons. The coding region runs from base 979 to 2829 and encodes 616 amino acids. The record is from RefSeq and is a predicted model, not a curated record.
UCUCUCUUCUCAUAAAAUCUUUUACUAUUUAUGUAUUCAUUUCGUUUUUCCUAUUUUGGCCUUUGAAUUUUUUUAUUUUUAUUUUUAUUUUUUGUUAUUUCUCUUUCCUUAAUCUUCUCGCCUUAUAUCAAACAGAGUCUUAUUGUUUCUGGUCUGUUUGUUUUGUUCAAUUGGUUACAUGUUUAACUAAUUAUAUGUUAAUGUUUGUGUCUGUCAACUGAAAUGUUUUUGGUGUUAUAGGGUUGGUUCUGGAUCUCUCUCAAUUCCUAAGGAUUUUGUAUUGAAAUUGAAAUUGAAGUUGAAGUUGAAGGAGGAGGAGAAAAGAAAAAAAAAAGGGGAUUGUUUGUUAGGGUUUUCUGGAACUGUGGGUCCUGAUGUCCAUGCCUUCUUUGUCUGAUGGUACUAUUGAAGGUUAGAUUUGCACUUCUUUCAUGGGUCUGUUUCUUUUGAUCCAUUUGAUGCUUAUCUAUCACUGAUUUUGGAUUGGAUUGGAUUGGAUUGGAUUGGAUUGUCUCUCAACAACAAGAACAAGAACAAGAACAAGAUAUACAUAUCUAUCAAUCUCUUUUGGUUUACAAAUUUCACUUUUUCUUUUUUUGCCAUUUCGUGUAAGUGGGCUAUUGUUUCUUAAUUUCACUGGGUUCUGGGUCAUUUUCAAUUUUGGGUUUUUUUUGGCCAAUUGGGGACUUUGCUUAUCAUUCUGUUUAUUUGGAGCUAAUUGUAGCUGGGUUUGAAGAAGAGAGAGAGAGAGAGCGUAAUUGGGGAAAUUUUUUGGUUUUCAGUUUUGUGAUGAACCCAUUUGGGGUUGGUUUGAUGGAGUUGGAAUUCUGAGGGAAUUUUUUUUCUUUCUCUUGCAGUCUAGUUGUUUCAGGAUUUUCCUUUAUGAUUACUGCUAUUGGGAGAGUUGAUUAGGAUUUUUUUUUAAUUGAUCAGGAAGGGUAGAGAGAAUUGUGUUGAAGGUAAAGCCUGGAAGAGGAGAUGGUAUCUGUAGUGGGGAGUCCGGAGAAUAAUUCUGAGGACCCUAUGUUUGUGGCAAUGGAAACCGAAGUGAAUGAAAUUGAUUGUCCUAGGAAUGAAAUUCAGGAUUUUACGUUGGAGCAAGGUGAGGGAAGUAGUGUUGUAUUCAGUAGAGAAGGACCCCUUGUGAAGAAAGACUCGAGAUUGUCCACUGGUUGUUGUUGCAGUGUCAAAAACCUCAAAUCUCGGGCGUUUGCAACAGAUUCUGAGGAUCGAAAGAAUGAGAAAUUUGGGGAUGAGAAGAAGCUCAGUAGACAAGAUAGGAUCGAGCUGGGUCGGUUGUUUCAGACUGCAGUAAGUUCUCAUGAUUGGGAGCUUGCAGAUAAGUUGAUCGAGUUGGCAGAUCCUCAAACUCUUAAUGAUGCCUUGUGCAUGACAUUGGACUCGAUCUGGUUCCUCAGCACACAUCAAGAGCUUCAAGGGAUAACAGGAUUGAUUAAAAAUAUCAUUACAAAUGGUGCUUAUGACUUCACAAGAGCUGCACUUAGGACUUCAUUUCUUGCUUCGUGCGUCUCUGCAUGCCAAAGUCGAACAAUGAGUCUUGCAGAUACAGUCACUGUUAUGGCCCAAAGGUUGCAUGAGCGUCUUCAGGAGUGUAAUGGAGAUGAGGUCUUGAAGGCAGAAGCUGGUGCCAAGGUUCAAAAGUUCACUGAAUGGGCUCUGAAAUGUAUAGGCUUCCAUUCUCGUUGCCAGGGUAAUAAGGAUAGAGUGAGCCACAGCUCAGCCGUUGAGAUCCAACUCCAGUUAUCUGCAUUCAAGAUUUUCUUAGAUCUUGCUGGCAAUCAUCUUACAGGGAAGGAUUUCACUGAGGCUUUUGAUGCAGCUUGCUUUCCUCUUACUCUUUUCUCUAGCUCAUUUGACCCUGGUUGGGCAUCUGGGAUAUCAGCAACUGCAAUCCAAGGAUUGCUGGGUAUGUUGGUUGAGGGGGGUGCAGACAAUGUCAAUCAGUGUUUCCUUGAAGCCUCUCGUUUUGGUAGUACAGAACUAGUGCGCAUUUUAUUGCAGAUUGCUCAAAGAAACAGCUUGGAUGUUGAUGUUGACCUCGCUUUGGGAUUUGCUUCCCACUACUGCAAGAUUGGCACAAUGGAAUGCCUGGUGGAAGAGGGUAAUGCCAUUGCUUUUUUGGGCCCUUUGAUGAGAGCUGCCGAGAGAGGUUGUAUGCAGGUUGUUGAGUGGUUUGUGAAAAGGGGUUGCCGGGACAUGGAGCUAUGUCUUGCCCUCACAGCUGCCACAUCAAGCAGCCAAGUAGAUAUUGCUGCCUACCUUCUCCCACAUGUUCCUCAACACGUCCUUGCAGCACUCAGCAUUGAGAUUCUCAAGGCUGCUGGCGAAAGAAGCGGAGGGUCCCUUGAUGGUGUAGCAUUUCUCCUCCGUUCUGACUUCUUAGGUGAUCCAGCAGCUACUUAUUCUGUCGCGGACAGUAUUGCUAGGUCUGAUGAUGAGGCUGUAGCCCCCGAGUUAAGAUCUUUUCUUCGAGAGCAUUGGUCGGAGUCGGCUUUCUUUGAUGGACUUAGGCAAGGACAAGAACAUUACAUGAACAUUGUAAGGAUUUUGAAGUGGGGUGGAUCUCCUAUUUGCUUAAGAGAUCUUCCAGGGCCUCUGAGAUUGGCAAUUGCUUACCUGCCAUUGUAUAGAGAAUGUAUUAAGGCAGGUGGGUGUUUGUUAUCCCAAAGGCUAAGAGGUCAACUUGUUGAAGCAGUGAGUAGGCUUGGAGGUGGGGUCUUAGAAGAGGUGAACCAAGGCAGAGAACUCCUGGCUGUUUUGGAGCAUCAUCUUCCUCCAUUUUUGGUUCAUACCUCCAGCAUUGCCUAGCAAGCUUUUGCCCUCUUUAUCUUUUGGAUUUUUGCUUCCUCCUCUUUUUUUUUUUUUUUUUUUUGGGUCACCAACCUAUAUGUGCCAUAGAUAAUAAUAAUAUAACAUUUUAGCUGGGGAUCAGGCGAUGAAGCUAUCGAAGUUUGUCAAAUUUUCCUUCCAUCAUUUGUGGUUGGCUCA